CCCACUGCCCCCCAGCCCUGCAAAACCCCCCUUCCCUCCCAGUGUUCAUGCGCAGUCCCUAGAGACGCUUCCUGCCGCCCACUAGUCCUCUCCCUCACUCCCAACCCUCUGUCUCUCUCCUUGCCACCCACCACCUCAUCCACCUCUUCACCACCCACAGCUGCAAGCCAGCACAAACACAGUGAUCCACCAUAAUUCAGAACUGUCUCUCUCUCGCAGCAGAAGAUACCCUCAUUCAUUGAACAAGUUCAAUACUCUCACUCGGAUUUUUUGAUGUUCUCGCACAACUCCUCGCUCGUAUCCCACUCAACCCCUUGUUCAAAUCCGCCUCUCAAGAUUCGCAUCGAUCGAUCACAAUAGAUACAACCCCAACAUAAUAACAACCAUUUACGAGAUAUACAUAAUCAUUACCGCUGGUCGUUGAACCCCAACAACAAACAGGUCGAAUUUUUGACAAGGAAAUCAGAGAGUUGGAAAGGAGAAUCUAGGAAAAAAAGACGGCUCCAUCACGGAUCCCCACACCGCCCAAGAGAGAACUUUUUGGAAAACUCGAGGACACUUCACAAUCCACAGCUGGUCGCUACGACGGCGACCAGCGAAAUAAUCAUACGCAAACGGAAGAAACGGAAUUGUUCUUGAGACCUCACAAUGUCUUUGAAACAAGUGAGUCCGGACGCUUGGACAAUAGGAGGGUGAGACGCUGACUCUGUAUUUCAGGAAAUCGAGACGUGGGUAAAGGCACUGGCCCAUUACGAUGGAAACGAAUUCGACGAGGCUUUGAAGGAGUUUGAUGCCAUCUCAGAUACCUCGAAAAUUCUGUUCAAUUGCGGUGUGAUCCAUGCGACACUAGGCGAGCAUGAGAAGGCAGUGCGUCACAAGACUUCCAUUUACUAUAUCCCUAUUUGUUCUAAUGAUUUUCAGGUUGAAUGCUACCAGCGAGCCGUGAGAUUGGACCAAUACUUAGCCGUCGCAUACUUUCAGCAGGGAGUAUCGAAUUUCUUGGUGGGCGACUUUGAGGAGGCUUUGGCAAACUUCAAUGAUACAUUAUUGUAUUUACGGGGAAACAACAUGAUCGACUAUGCACAGCUAGGAUUAACGUUCAAGCUCUACUCUUGCGAAGUACUUUUCAACCGUGGAUUGUGCUAUAUCUACCUUCAGCAAAAGGAGGCCGGAAUGCAGGAUUUCUCCUUUGCUGUCAAGGAAAAGGUUGUUGAGGAUCACAAUGUCAUCGACGAGGCAAUUCUGGAGGAGGCAGAGGUAUGGUUGAUGAAUUGCUCUUAAUUUUAUCCGCUAACGACUGCAGGGUUAUACCGUUUUUUCCAUUCCCGUCGGGGUGGUUUACCGACCAAAUCAAGCCAAGGUCAAGAAUCUGAAGACAAAAGACUAUCUGGGUAAAGCCAGAUUGGUGGCUGCGUCAGAUCGGGCAAACGCUUUUACUGGCUUUGCUGGGUCAGAAAUCAAGAAUGUACGUAGUCUCCUACCUGCCUGCUAACUUACGCUAACUCCCUUAGGCUGGCAAAGUUGAGGUAAAGGACGAUCGACCCGUGGAGAACAUUUCAUAUGCUGCCUCGAAUCUUGUCAAGCCUGGUCUGCAAAGCAAACGAUCCGAACCGCCGCGCCAAGUCUUCCCACCAACUCCACCUCCAGAAUCUGAGAAGGGAAGCACUACCUCAUCUAGUAGUGGUGGAAUGAGCCGUGGAGCUUCUGUUCGAAGCGGACAAAGGCCAAUGCCCGCCAGGCUCAAUACAGAUAGAGCACGACCUGACGAGCGCUACGACAUACACAACGAAAGAUCCCCUGGAAGCCAACGAUCACGCGGAACAUCAAAUUCACGAGGACCAACAAGAAGACCGUCAAGAGCUGAUCCUCCUCCUCGUGAUAGACGACCGAGCGUACAGAAUAAUGGCAGGAGGCGGUCGGAAGAGGAAGACGAAGAUUACGGAGAUGUUUACGAUAUGUACUCUGUCAGUGGACGUAGCAGCCGAAAUCCCAACCGAAGGCAACCUAGGUACAUCGAGGAAGAGGACGAAUACGCAAGCGAGUACGAUGAUGGAUCAUUCGAUGAGAACGAUUUUGAAAUGGUCUCAAGUCGGCCGCCUCCACGAUCGCGUGCACCCUCGAGCGCUGGAGGUGGACGUGGACAGUCAAGAAGGCCCGACGUUCGAAAGAUUCGUGUCAAAGUUCAUGCUGAAGAUGUUCGAUAUGUUAUGAUUGGGGUUGCUAUAGAAUUUCCUGAUUUGGUCGAUAAAAUCAGGGACAAAUUCGCCCUUCGCAAGCGCUUCAAGAUUAAAGUCCGUGACGAGGAUAUGCCAAAUGGCGAUAUGAUAACUCUUGGUGAUCAAGAUGACCUGGAAAUGAUUAUCAUGGCUGUAAAGUCGAACGCUAAGAGAGAACGCUUAGAAAUGGGGAAGUUGGAGGUAAGAUUAUCCUUGAUAAAUUACAACCAUGAUUUUGGCUAACUCUUUCCCCCGCAGGUUUGGGUGAAUGAAAUUUGAAUGACAACCUUGACGAUACCUUUGUUUUUUCUUUUUGGCGAGCCCUUCAAGACUUCUUUUUGCAUCACAAAAUAUAUACCAGCGAGCGAUCUAUGCAUACCUAGAUGGGGCAGGAGUACGAUGUUUUUUCUUUACGUGUUAAUCUCCUUCAUGUGGAGCAUAUAUCUUUUUUACUGUAUACGUCUGUGACGGGUUAUAUAUGUGUUGGAAGCGAUGUUAUUUCUUAUUCCUCGAUGAUUCGAGAGAGAGAGAAAGAUCUGUUAGAGGAAGCGAUACGAGAUUUUGCAAAGGGUGACCAUUCUGUGCAAAUACAUCUACCACUUUCCAUCUGAUGAGAAUCUCUUUGUGUAUAUUAUUUUCGACGGACGUGACGCGGAAUUUUGAUUAUGUUCCUCGGCUAUAUCAUACCAUACCUACUUAUGAAGCAAUCUUCUUACAACCAA
Messenger RNA from Hymenoscyphus albidus, 2938 nucleotides. The record is from the annotation of a GenBank genome assembly. Lineage: Eukaryota; Fungi; Ascomycota; Leotiomycetes; Helotiales; Helotiaceae.